Messenger RNA from Drosophila obscura, 1015 nucleotides. RefSeq lists its product as uncharacterized. Bases 1 to 867 code for a protein of 288 amino acids. Lineage: Eukaryota; Metazoa; Arthropoda; Insecta; Diptera; Drosophilidae. The transcript is spliced from 2 exons. The record is from RefSeq and is a predicted model, not a curated record.
AUGGCUCGAUCCACAGUCACAGGCAAGAUGCAGAGUUAUUUUGUUGCCAUCACCGUCAGCCUGACAGUUGUGGGUCUCGCCGCGGGCCAGUCAACGCCUGUUACCAAGUCGCUGGAGGAUUAUUUAGGUCAGAAUCAGCGGCAGUACGAUGCGCGAGUCAGGCAGUAUGAGCAGGAUUUGGCCAACUUUCGCACGCUGUUCAGCAAACGGCAGGAACUGAUCGAUUUGCAGGCCGAUUUCCUGCAACUGAAGCUGGAGGAGGCCGCCGUUCGCAUAGAUCCCCUCGGGCUCAUCGAUCCCUGGCACAGGCAGUGCGUCCAGAACUACAGCGGGAGCAUACCGACGAUAGCCACUGCUCGAUCCGGAGUGACCAAAUGCCGGGCAACCAUCAAUGGCGUUCUCAACAAUGCCGAGAGCACGUACAACACUCUGAAGAACUACUACAACGUCAAUCUGAAGAACUCCCUGUCUGACUGUGUCAAGAACUUUCCGAAUGCCCAGCUAAACUACACGCUCUGUGUGACCAAAGCGAUUGCCACCACCAAUACGGUCUCGAUUGCCAACCAGAAUAAUUUCAACAUCUACCUCAAAGAUGCCGAUUGCACCGCCGAUGCGCGCAUCAGAGCUGCCUGGACAUGCUCCACUGGCCAGGUGUAUGCCACCGGCGCUACCAUCGAAACGGCCCAGCGGCUCAUCGACAACUGCAUUGACAAUCAGCUCGUGUGCGGCUCCGCAUCCUGCUCGGCCGGUUGCCCAAAUAUUUCCUUCAUAAGCCUAACGGAGGGUGACUUCCGCAAUGAAACCAUCAGAAAUCCCUUCCGCGGCCUGAGCACCCAAGCUGGUUGCAGGGAGUUCAGAUUUAAGUAAUGAACGAAUAGCCCAAUGAGGAAUGGGAAUUGUAUUGAGUAGAAUUCAACCAAAGCAAAUAGUUAAAUAGCAUUAAAAAGCAUUUAUUUGGUUAUUUUUAUGUAUGCAUAUAUGAAGCGUAUACUUGAUAUAAAGCUUCGACAGCUGA